This is a messenger RNA of Paramisgurnus dabryanus, 1965 nucleotides long. RefSeq lists its product as uncharacterized. Gene Ontology annotation, biological process: protein ubiquitination; positive regulation of DNA-templated transcription; ubiquitin-dependent protein catabolic process. Gene Ontology annotation, molecular function: ubiquitin protein ligase activity. Gene Ontology annotation, cellular component: nucleus. The record is from RefSeq and is a predicted model, not a curated record. NCBI's taxonomy places the organism in Eukaryota, Metazoa, Chordata, Actinopteri, Cypriniformes, Cobitidae.
GAAGAAACGAAAACCUACGGCGGGCGGUGCUUUCCAUUGUGACUGCGCGGUAGCAGUGGAGAUUUUUGUAUUUUUUGUAGUGGUAUGUUUUGAAAAGAUGAUUCCACAAUACACAGUCGGUCAACUGUAGCCAAACUACAAACAAAAGUCAUAAUCAGAAGUGAUGGAGGAUAUUCAGGAGAACUCCGCAGAGUCCAGCAGUCCUCUCUACAGUCCCAGGGUGGAGCCAGACACUCCUGACUAUUUAAAUAAUGCUUGUUUAUUGAACGAAAGUGAUUUCCUUUUGGAAGAACCUGGAGGUUCUAGUGAAUUGUCCUCUACUAUCGUCCCUGAGACACCUAGCCCGCUUACUUACAGAAGACGACGGUAUUCCCAAAAAGAUGUGAAUAUGAGUGCAGCUACUUCAACAGACUCAGAUAAAAAAUUGGAAUUCCGAGAAAACAUUCCAGGAUACCUCACCACAACUCCGAGUUCCCAAAGGACGCUCAAGCGCCGUAAGCUGGAUGACUCGGAUCCAAACACAAGCGCCUGUGGGAUCUCCAGCAGUAUACCGGAAGCAAACGGAUUUGUAACUGCAUCAUCUCUCUUACCCUCUGAAUUUUUAUGGUUGGAAUCUCCACGUCCAUCAGCAUCCUCAUUUUCCCCAGCUUUUUCAUCCGUCAAACCCUCUUCCUCUGCUGGGUCUUCUACAUGUGCACUUGGUCAACCUAGCACUAGUGAUCAGACGUGUUUAAAUGGAUCGUUAACAAGAGGUCGCACUUCUAAGCAAAAGACACAAAGCACAAACACUGGUAGAAAAAAGACUAACAAUAUCAAAACUCGAUCCAGAACCUCUAAAAAUGCACCGGAGGAGACCAAAACAGACUUUCCUAUGCAUGGAAUACAGGAUGAAGGUUUACAGCUUGAUCCAGAGAGGCUGUGUGGACCAUCAAAUGCAUUCACAUAUCACAUACCAGAAGAUAUUGUCGUCAUAGAGGAUGAUGCUGAUGAUGAUGAUGCAUCCGAGAGGAUGGUUCGUUCUGUCCAGAUGGCUGAAGAUGAGGCCUACGCCAGAAGCCUUCAGGAACAGUUUAAUAUAGAGCAACGCAUGGAGCAAGAGCAGCGAAGACAACAGAGCAGACCACCAAACAGAAAUCAUCACAGUGCCAUGGUUGAUCCGUAUGUCGGCCUGGGAUGGAUCCCUCCUUGGGCCUCCAUGAUCAACUCUGCAUCAUUCUCACACGGAGCGCCUGAUUUCCAACAUAUCAUGUUUGGAGAGCCACCUCACAGACAACAAGGACAGCGUCAGACUGGCAGAGGUCGCAAUUCCCGGCGCAGACCAACUUCUAACUUGCAAAUGGAUGUAUUUGAUGACAGUCAGGGAAAUAAUUAUGAGGCUCUUUUAGCAUUUGAAGAGCAACAGGGUUCUGUGGUAGCCAAGAACACUUUAAGCAAAGCAGAGAUCGAAAGGCUGCCCAUAAAAGCGUACGAUCCAGCACACAGCGCAGGAAAGACUGAUUGCCAGAUUUGUUUCUGCGAGUACAAGAAGGGUGAGCGGCUCAGAAUGCUUCCUUGUCUCCAUGACUAUCAUGUGAAGUGUAUUGACCGCUGGUUAAAGGAGAAUGCCACCUGCCCUAUCUGCAGAGCAGAUAUAACAACAUGUGGGGAUUUUUCUUAAGGAUGCAUUUGGGAACAUCAGGAUUUAGUAUCUACCUCAGUGCUGGUCAUGGGAUCUUCUGUCUGACUUUUAACGUUACUGUUAAGUCUUAUUUUGAUUGUUAUUAAACACUUUUUAAAUGCAUUGUCCAAAGGUUAAACCAGAGAAAGUCACUGCCAUGCAACUGGAUUUUUUAUUUAAAAUGAUUUUUUUUAAAACAUAUCAUUCACUUCAGUGAAAACAAACCUGUUAACGGCAAUAAAACUACUUGGUCUGCAUUUUUAAAACAUUUUUGUUCUGUUUUUCAAAUAAACUCAAUUUAUAUCAUU